Messenger RNA from Soboliphyme baturini, 480 nucleotides. Lineage: Eukaryota; Metazoa; Nematoda; Enoplea; Dioctophymatida; Soboliphymatidae. The record is from the annotation of a GenBank genome assembly.
AUGGAAUGCGGGUACCAGAAAGUCCAGUACCCGUUUGCUGUUCAGCAUAAGUGUGCGAGUUCUGUAACGAAGCUGCCAGAUGCUGGAGAAGUUCGCACCGAACGUCGAUCUCAGCGGUUGUUGCUGCUACACGUAAAAGUUGACCCUGACAAGAAGUUGACUAAUCAGGAAUACACAAACAUUCUUCAGCCUCUCGUAGAUGUUCAUGGCGCCUCAGUUGGCUGUGACGAUCACAGAAAUGAAACUCGGGUUGUUGGGAGGUCAGAGCGACUCAGCCAGGUAGCUGAAUCCGAAUACGCCAGAUUUGAAGACGACGAACUCAACCUGACCGACAAACGAAAACGAGGCAAACGAGCAGAGGUUGAAUCAGCACCAGGUCUUAGCCACCGCUCUGAAGCAUCCUCCGUAGGCCCUGGUUGCGAGGGGCUGAGUCGCACUGUUCACAAAAACAGCUGUGUUAUUUGUUGUGUGCGUUCAUGA